UAUCUGCCUUUGCUGCUGCCCUUCAAAACACUGAAGACGGGGACAUUGGAGCAUCCAAUUCUCAUCCAGAUGUGACUUUUCCUGUCUUAAUUAUUCUCUAGGCUUUACUACUAUCCUACAUCUGUUGUUUUCCAUUUUUUUCUUAUCCUUCUGGGCAUUGCAUUCUCCACUUGCCAGAAGUCAUUGUCAAGGAGACUGGACCGCCUGUGCAAGGUUGUACCCUGACUUUGGCCAUUGACUCACCAACAUAUCUAGGAUGACUAAUCACAUUGAAGUUCCCAUUUCUGAUGGACAUCACUUGAGCUUAGAAGAAUUUCCCAAACCCUGUUUGACAAAGUAUUGUAGCUGGUUUAGAAGAAAUCUUCUCUUGAUCCUAACUAUAGGAGGUGUCAUAUUUGGAUCUCUCUUUGGCUGUCUGCUUCGAUUACUUCCACCUUUGGAUGGGAACAUUCUUAUUUUAAUUUCUUUUCCAGGAGAUAUACUUAUGCGUAUGUUGAAGAUGUUGAUUUUACCCCUAAUCAUCUCCAGCCUGAUUUCUGGUUUAGCAGGACUUGAUGCCAAGUCUAGUGGUAGGAUGGGUACACGUGCUAUGGUCUAUUAUAUGUCUACUACUAUUCUAGCUGCACUGCUUGGAGUCAUCCUUGUUCUCUCUAUUCAUCCUGGAAACCCCAAAUUAAAGAAACAGGUCAGCGUCUCAACCAAAAAUGAAGAGGUGUCCAGCAUUGAUGCAUUUCUGGACCUCAUCAGAAACUUGUUUCCAGAGAACCUAGUACAGGCUUGCUUUCAACAGAUACAAACUGUUUCUAAGAAAGUUCCAGCUCCACCCUCACCCUUGGAUCUAAUUCGACCUAUCAAUGAUACUGGCAUAUCAAGCAAUGUUUCACAAGCAAACUCUACUUCUGAAGUGAAUGCAGUGCCUGUCAUGAUCACACAGAAGAAGCUUGAGUAUAAAGGUGGCAUGAAUGUUCUUGGACUCAUUGGCUUCUUUAUUGCCUUUGGAAUUUCCAUGGGAAAAAUGGGAGACCAAGCCAAAAUAAUGGCUGAUUUCUUCAAUAUCCUCAAUGAGAUAAUAAUGAGGCUGGUCAGCAUGAUAAUGUGGUACUCUCCACUUGGGAUUGCCUCUCUUAUCUGUGGGAAAAUUGCAGGCAUCAAAGAUCUAGAGACCGUUGCCCGGCAGCUGGGCAUGUACAUGGUUACGGUGAUUGUUGGCUUAGUGAUCCAUGGAGUCAUGAUCCUGCCACUUAUAUUUUUCUCCAUCACCAGGAAAAAUCCCUUUCAUUUCUAUGCUGGCAUAUUCCAGGCAUGGAUCACUGCACUUGGGACAGCUUCCAGUGCCGGCACACUUCCUGUAACUUUCCGCUGCUUGGAAGAGAAUCUGAAGAUCGACAAGCGAGUAACCCGCUUUGUUCUUCCUAUUGGAGCCACUAUUAAUAUGGAUGGCACAGCCCUCUAUGAGGCAGUGGCAGCCAUUUUUAUUGCUCAGAUGAAUGACAUUUCCUUGGAUGCUGGUCAGAUAGCAACAGUCAGUCUUACAGCCACAUUAGCAAGCGUGGGGGCAGCCAGUAUUCCAAGUGCUGGACUUGUCACUAUGCUCCUCAUCCUAACAGCUGUGGGCCUUCCAACUCAAGACAUCAGUCUGCUCAUUGCAGUGGACUGGCUACUAGACCGAAUGAGGACUUCAAUCAAUGUGGUUGGAGAUUCAUUUGGAGCUGGCAUCAUCUACCACCUUUCCAAAGCUGAGUUAGCUGCUAUUGAUGCCAAACAUGAUGUGAAGGAUGGAACAGAUAUAAUGAAAUUGCACACAAUGAAUCAUGAAGGUGCAAAGAAACCAAUCAGGGAGGGCAUUGGCACCCCACCAUUCUCUGGCUAUGCCUCCUUGCCUACUGAUGAGUAUGAAGUUCAGGUGGAACCAUCUCUGCACCUUUAAUUUUAACACUUUGCUGCAUAUGCUGUUAUUUCAGCUACGUUGUAAUUGCAGCAGUGAAUUUAUUUUUCAGUGCCAGCCUCAGGUUACCCAGAUUUCCUUAUUAACAUUAGCACUAAUCAGGCAUGGCAUUGGUGCAAUGUCUACUGGUUAGCUGAUGCCUUUGCUGUCCCCUCUAUUUACUCCUAUAGGAACUAUAAUCAAAAAUCUGGCGCCCAACUUUGCAGUUAGUGGAAGUUUGUGAAAUGAAUCCUCAUCUAUGAACAUCAUAAUUUGUAUUGUCUGAAGUAUCGAGCUGCUAAGUACUGUAUAGCUUUCAAGGCUCCUUCUGAUACAGAGGUAACAAAACAGGGCACCAAAAUCAUGGAAACACACAGCCGAAGGUCAUUAUGCUAUGGGGUCUUUUCACAAAAGCUAUUUUAUUGUAUUUCUAAGUAAAUUUAAUAAAAGUUAUUGUAAAAAAAGUGUGGUACAUCUGAGUAGGUGACAUUUUAAAAUGGGAGGUACAACAAUGCACAAUUUCAAAUGGGGGUGGCAUUCCUGCAUCUAUUUGAGCCACACAGGGGCCUUGCUCCAAUGUAUGACAUGCCCCCUUACAUGUGUCUGUGAUAAUCAAUAAUGUGGACACAGUCAAAGUCACAUUAAAAUAAUGGGACAAGUAAUGCAGUAGCUUUAAUUAAAAAAAAUCCAAGAGCUCUAGGUCAAUGUCCCACAUGCCCCAUACACACGACAUACGGAGAGCUUUUGGCCGGGAAUCCCGGCCGUGUGUAUGCUCCCUUGCAGUUUUUCUGAUGAGAAAAAGAGAACCAGGUCUCUUUUUUCCUGCCGGGAUUCCCGACUGACUUUUUCCCGCCAGAAAACCCGGCCGUGUGUAGCAGAAACCGGCCAUUUUCUGCAGUUUUCCUGUGGUGAAAAACUCAGUUGGAGCAUGAACAUGUUCGGGAUUCCUGAGGAAAAGCUCUCAUCAGAGUUUUCCCGAUGGGAAAACUGAUCGUCUGUACGGGGGAAAAGUAGAGAGCAGGUUCUCAGUUUUCCCCUUGGGAUUUCCAACGGACCUUUUCCCAUCAGGAAUCCCAGUCGUGUGUACUAGGCAACAUUCCCAGCAUAGGAUGGCAGCAUAUUUUGCAGCCUCCCCUAACCUACAAUUCAGCAUAUACAUGAAAGCAUGGCAGCCACAGAUCUCCUUUGCAGAUAAAUUUCACUUAAAGUGGAGGUUCACCCAAAAACCUUUUUUUUUAACAUUAGAUUGAGUCUCGUUUUGUCA
This is a messenger RNA of Rana temporaria (common frog), 3188 nucleotides long. Its product is annotated as excitatory amino acid transporter 2-like. Gene Ontology annotation, biological process: L-glutamate transmembrane transport. The transcript is spliced from 10 exons. Gene Ontology annotation, molecular function: glutamate:sodium symporter activity; neutral L-amino acid transmembrane transporter activity; L-glutamate transmembrane transporter activity. NCBI's taxonomy places the organism in Eukaryota, Metazoa, Chordata, Amphibia, Anura, Ranidae. Gene Ontology annotation, cellular component: plasma membrane. The record is from RefSeq and is a predicted model, not a curated record. Bases 257 to 1927 code for a protein of 556 amino acids.